Messenger RNA from Aspergillus steynii IBT 23096, 1861 nucleotides. RefSeq lists its product as uncharacterized. The transcript has 2 exons. The record is from RefSeq and is a predicted model, not a curated record. NCBI's taxonomy places the organism in Eukaryota, Fungi, Ascomycota, Eurotiomycetes, Eurotiales, Aspergillaceae. The coding region runs from base 415 to 1686 and encodes 423 amino acids.
CGACUACCAGCGACCUCAACUCUUCUGAUGAAGCGUUUCUUCAAUGCAUCAAUCAGGUCGGCACAACCACAUCGUCCCAGUCUUGAUGUCGUCUUUCCUCGCUAACCCAAGUUCUGGCAACGAACGUCCUUACCAGACACCUGCGUUCCGCGACGGACAAAGAAGCAUCACCUUGCCACUCUUUAUAAGGCCCAGUUAUAUCCAGGGACUACGCAAUUGCAGAUCCCCCCCCCGACGCCAGGCGCGCUUUGUGACCCUUGUUCAGCAGCUGCAACGUCCUCUGAACUUUCGCCGCCUUGUUUCUUGCCUUUGCUCUGACUCCUCCUGCCGGUCGGGACUGCUAUCCGUUCGUUUUAUGUUCGUCUGAUUGAUGACUUACUCGAGCCUCGCUCGCUCCGAGCCAUCAGACCGAGAAUGUCCUGCUCGGGAGGCAAGGCCUGGUAUGUCUGCUUCAAGCGUUCGUUCCAGGGAUGUUGUUCGAUCAAUCCUUGUGACACGGGCAUUUGCCCGGAUGACGAUAACCACAGCACCGACAACACCGAUAAACCCAAGCCAAGCGUAUCGACCUUUUCUAUCUCGACCACAUCAACAAAGUCAACAUCGACAACGACGACAGCAACGGCAACAACGACCCAUACGGCCUCGACUACGACUACGACUUCGACUUCGACUGCGUCGACACUCCAGACGUACACUGAGCUGUCGGGAGUAUCUCCGACUAACAGCCCAGCGAGCAGCAGCGGAGACAAACCCAACGGAGGUCUCAUCGGCGUUUCCGUGGGGGGAGCAGCAGUAGCGUUGAUCCUUUUGGGUUUGUUACUUUGGCUGGUUCGUCGUUCACGCAAGAAGCGUGGUAGAAGAUUUACUCUUCUUUACUGGCGUGGCCCCGCGCACGAACACAAUGAGAAAAGUUAUUCACCUACACGCAGUUCUUUGCACAAUCUUUUAACAUCAGAAGAUAGUCAUUAUUAUGACUCUGACCAUUCCCCGUCUCUAUCCCAAACAGCUACAUCAUCUCGCAAUAAUUCCACAACAGGACCAGGAACAGGAACACUCGUCUCACUCCCCUCCCGCACAAGCCGGCACUCAAUCAGUAGUUCCCCCAGUGUCACACUUUCUCCUCCCCCCACAACCAUCUCUACCCCCUCAGGCGCCCUCCUCGCGGACCAAAUCACCUCCGCCGCUGCAGGAGCGACAUCCGUCAACGCAGGCCCCGUCACAGACACAAGCACCAGGAGCACCAGCACAAGAGCAACCCAUUCACAGCUAGAACCCACCCCUGAGCUUUCAGACACGGGCUUCUACCGCCAACGUGCCGAGCUAGCUGCCAACUCAGCUCGCGAGCUCAUCAACGUGCCUCUCAACGAGCGCCAGCGUCCUCUUCAACCCCAGUCCUCGCCCCGCCAACCCCAGUCCUCGUCCAUUAAGAGUCCCAACCUCCCAGUCCCGCCCGCCAAAGCAAUUGUCACUGCAGAUGGGGUCAUAUUGAGGCCCAACCUAGACCAGCUGGUCCAUGAUCAUGAGAGCAGCACUCUCGGGUCUGGCGACGACCAUGUGAUGAGCUUCAUGCGGUACGAUGCCGCCGAGGACUCGGAAUUACCGGCUUAUCGUUCCAGUUGGGGCUGGAGGAGGUCAUCUACCGGGAGUGCACAUGUCACAAUGAAUGAGAAUGUUAGGGGCUUGUAGAAGAAAAAGAGGAGGGGAAGUGGCUAUUGAUCGAUGGUAUGUAUUUGGGGUAUAUGAUUGGAGAGAUAAAAGGACGAAUGGAUCGAUGUUGGUCUGGAUUGGAAGUGUAGGCGCAGGACGGACUUCUUUUUAAGUCUUUUUCUUCUUAGUCUUGUUUUUAUUUGCGUAGGCUGGG